This is a messenger RNA of Chironomus riparius, 3096 nucleotides long. The record is from the annotation of a GenBank genome assembly. Lineage: Eukaryota; Metazoa; Arthropoda; Insecta; Diptera; Chironomidae.
ACCGGCAGAUCCGACUCUUAUAGAGUCGCAACAGUCCCUUCAGUGGAAGAUGACAAUCUUACUGCUGAUGGGCAGUAUAGGUCAAGACGCAAAAUGCCGCCCAAGAAAAAGGAUAAUUUAGAUGAUUUAAAACAGGAAUUGGAUAUCGAUUUUCACAAAAUUACAUCUGAGGAGUUAUAUCAAAGGUUUCAAACACAUCCUGAAAAUGGUCUGAGUCAUGCAAAAGCAAAAGAGAAUUUGGAACGAGAUGGACCAAACGCUUUAACACCACCAAAGCAAACACCGGAGUGGGUUAAAUUUUGUAAGAAUCUCUUCGGUGGUUUCGCUCUUCUUCUAUGGAUCGGUGCAAUAUUAUGUUUUAUUGCCUAUUCAAUUCAAGCCAGUACGGUCGAGGAACCAGCUGACGAUAAUUUAUAUUUAGGUAUUGUACUUUCUGCUGUCGUUAUAGUUACUGGUAUUUUCUCAUAUUACCAGGAAUCAAAAAGUUCGAAAAUUAUGGAAUCGUUCAAGAACAUGGUACCACAAUUCGCUACUGUUAUUCGUGAAGGUGAAAAGUUGACAUUACGUGCUGAAGAUUUGGUAUUGGGAGAUGUUGUUGAAGUUAAAUUUGGUGAUCGAAUACCGGCCGAUAUUAGAAUUAUUGAAGCUAGAAAUUUCAAGGUUGACAAUUCAUCAUUGACUGGCGAAUCUGAGCCACAAUCACGAAGUUUCGAAUAUACACAUGAGAAUCCAUUGGAAACGAAAAAUUUAGCAUUUUUCUCAACGAACGCAGUCGAAGGUACAGCAAAGGGAGUCGUUAUUUCAUGCGGUGAUCACACAGUCAUGGGAAGAAUUGCUGGUUUGGCAUCGGGUCUCGAUACAGGCGAAACACCAAUUGCAAAGGAAAUUCAUCACUUUAUUCACCUUAUUACUGGCGUUGCUGUCUUUUUGGGUGUCACAUUCUUCGUUAUUGCCUUCAUUCUCGGUUAUCACUGGCUCGAUGCUGUAAUUUUCCUUAUCGGUAUUAUUGUCGCUAACGUACCAGAAGGUUUAUUGGCUACCGUAACUGUAUGCUUAACACUUACCGCAAAACGUAUGGCCUCAAAGAAUUGCUUAGUUAAGAAUUUGGAAGCUGUCGAGACAUUAGGAUCAACAUCAACAAUUUGCUCUGAUAAGACCGGUACAUUAACACAAAAUCGUAUGACUGUCGCACAUAUGUGGUUCGAUAAUCAAAUUAUUGAGGCUGAUACCACUGAGGAUCAAUCUGGUGUUCAAUAUGAUCGCACAAGUCCUGGAUUUAGAGCAUUAUCACGUAUCGCAACACUCUGUAAUCGUGCUGAAUUCAAGGGAGGUCAAGAAGGCGUACCAAUUUUAAAGAAGGAAGUAUCUGGAGAUGCCUCAGAAGCUGCUUUAUUGAAAUGUAUGGAACUUGCACUUGGCGAUGUCUUGACAAUCCGUAAACGUAACAAGAAAAUCUGUGAAAUACCAUUUAAUUCAACAAAUAAAUUCCAAGUGUCAAUUCACGAGACAGAAGAUGCUAGUGAUCCACGUUAUCUUCUUGUCAUGAAGGGUGCACCUGAGAGAAUUCUUGAACGAUCCAGUACAAUCUUUAUUAAUGGCAAAGAGAAAUUGAUGGAUGAAGAGAUGAAAGAAGCAUUUAAUAAUGCAUAUUUGGAACUUGGUGGUCUUGGCGAGCGUGUAUUAGGAUUCUGUGAUGUUCUCCUUCCAUCUGAUAAAUAUCCACAAGGAUUUAAAUUUAAUUCCGAUGAUGUUAAUUUCCCAUUAGAGAAUUUACGUUUCGUUGGUCUCAUGUCUAUGAUUGAUCCACCACGUGCUGCCGUACCCGAUGCCGUCGCUAAAUGUCGUUCAGCUGGUAUUAAAGUUAUUAUGGUUACUGGUGAUCAUCCAAUUACUGCAAAGGCUAUCGCAAAAUCUGUCGGUAUUAUUUCGGAAGGCAAUGAAACAAUUGAAGAUAUUGCUCAACGCUUAAACAUUCCCGUCUCGGAAGUUAAUCCACGUGAAGCAAAGGCCGCUGUCGUACACGGUGCUGAAUUACGUGACAUCACGUCAGAUCAACUCGAUGAAAUCUUACGUUAUCACACUGAAAUUGUAUUUGCUCGUACAUCACCACAACAGAAAUUGAUUAUUGUUGAAGGUUGUCAACGAAUGGGAGCUAUUGUAGCUGUAACUGGAGAUGGUGUUAAUGAUUCGCCUGCUUUGAAGAAGGCUGAUAUUGGUGUUGCUAUGGGUAUCGCUGGUUCUGAUGUAUCUAAACAAGCUGCUGACAUGAUUCUGUUGGAUGAUAAUUUCGCUUCAAUCGUUACUGGUGUCGAAGAAGGACGUUUGAUUUUCGAUAACUUGAAGAAAUCCAUUGCCUAUACACUCACAUCAAAUAUUCCAGAAAUUUCACCUUUCUUGGCUUUCAUCUUGUGCGAUAUUCCAUUACCAUUGGGAACUGUCACAAUCUUGUGUAUCGAUUUGGGAACUGACAUGGUUCCAGCUAUUUCAUUAGCCUAUGAACAUGCUGAAGCUGACAUUAUGAAAAGACCUCCUCGAGAUCCUUUCAACGAUAAAUUAGUGAAUCAAAGACUUAUUUCAAUGGCAUACGGUCAAAUUGGUAUGAUUCAAGCAGCAGCUGGUUUCUUCGUAUAUUUCGUCAUCAUGGCUGAAAAUGGAUUUUUGCCUUUGACAUUGUUUGGUAUUCGUAAGCAAUGGGACUCGAAAGCCGUAAAUGAUCUCACAGAUUCAUAUGGUCAAGAAUGGACAUACCGCGAUCGUAAGACCUUAGAAUUCACAUGCCACACAGCUUUCUUCGUAUCAAUUGUCGUUGUACAAUGGGCAGAUAUCAUCAUUUGCAAGACCCGUCGUAAUUCAAUCUUCCAUCAAGGCAUGCGAAAUUGGGCAUUGAACUUUGGUAUCAUCUUUGAAACAAUCUUAGCCGCCAUCUUGUCAUACACACCUGGAAUGGAUAAGGGUCUCCGCAUGUAUCCAUUGAAAUUCGUAUGGUGGCUUCCAGCAUUGCCAUUCAGCUUGGCAAUCUUCUUGUAUGACGAAACACGUCGCUUCUACUUAAGACGCAAUCCUGGUGGUUGGUUGGAGCAAGAAACGUACUAUUAA